This is a messenger RNA of Rotaria sordida, 1071 nucleotides long. NCBI's taxonomy places the organism in Eukaryota, Metazoa, Rotifera, Eurotatoria, Philodinida, Philodinidae. The record is from the annotation of a GenBank genome assembly.
AUGUUUCUUCGUCUACUUCGUUCAUAUGAUAAAACAAUAAUAUUAAAUGGAAUAAAAUUUUCUCGUUUUCUUUCUGAAUCAUCAUCAUCAUCAAGAGGACGUGCAUUAAAAUGUUAUAAUAGUAAAGAAAUUUCAUCAUCAAUGAAAUUACCCGUAUUAAAACGUGUAGCAAGAAAAAAACCAACAUGGAAAGAAACAAAUAUAUUAAAUCAACGUGAAGAACAAUAUUUUAAUGUAAUUGCAUAUGCAACUGCUGAUUGGUAUGAUUUAGAUCGAUUAAAACAACGUUUUAUUUCAUUAUCAAAACCACCUCAAUUAAUUCAUAUAUCAAAUAUGUUAGAUAAUGUUUUAUGUAUUCAAAUACAUCGUGAAAUAAAAGAAAAAAGUGAAGCAUUUAUAUUUGAUGAUGGUGCUGUUAUUUUUUGGAAUGUUCAAAUAAGUGAAAAUCAAUAUCCAAAAGAUUUAAUUAAUAAUGAAAAAGAAAUUAUGAAUUUUAUUGAAGUUUCAACAAUGAGUACAAUUAAUAAUGAUAUUAUUAAAGUUAAUUGUCUAUCUGAAACAGAACAAUUACUUGAUAAAUAUACAUUUUCAAAUGCACUUGCACUUUCAGUUAAAUUAGGAAUUUGGGAAGCUUUACUUGAUGAUGAAGUUGAAUUUGUUGCUGAUUUAGCAAAUCGUUUAAAACAAGAACACCAUAUUAAAAUUGAACGUGGUUUAAUGCAACGUAAAAGUGGUGAACUUUAUUCACUUAAACAUGCUGUUAAUCUAAGUCAUGACUUUCUUGAUACACCGGAUUUCUAUUGGUCAAAUAGUCGAUUAGAAAAUCUUUAUAAAAAAAUCUUUAAUUAUUUUACGAUUGCUAAACGAACAAAAGUUUUAAAUGAACGUUUAAGUUUUUCACUUGAACUUAUAUCAGUUAUUGAAGCAAGUUUAAAUGAAAAAAAACAUGUACGACUUGAAUGGAUUAUUAUUACAUUAAUAUUUGCCGAAGUUUUUUUCAAUAUAAUUGAUCAUAUUGAUUUUUCUACAUGGAAAUUUUCUUCGAAAAAUUCUAAAUCUUUCGAUGAUUAA